Molecule: messenger RNA, 470 nt
Organism: Oppiella nova
Lineage: Eukaryota; Metazoa; Arthropoda; Arachnida; Sarcoptiformes; Oppiidae
Source: the annotation of a GenBank genome assembly
UUUUAGGUUCUGUUCCCACAUUUGUGGCUGAGAUCUCGACCCCAAAUAUCAGGGGUUUGUUGGGAAUGGCUUUUAAUCUUUUCGGAGUGGUGGGCAUACUUUAUAUGGAUAUAUUGAGCCUAUGGUUACCGUGGAAUUGGGUAGCCUUUGGUGGUAUAAUACCCUCAGUGUUACUCUCGUUAUCCAUGUUUUUCAUCCCGGAGUCGCCCAAUUGGCUUAUGUUGAAGUUUGGCCGUUGUUUACGAGUAGUCGAGGCCCUCCAUCAGCUCCGGCACCCCAACAGCGAUAUCGACCAAGAAUUGGACGAAUUGGAGGAACAGGUGCUCAGCAUUCAGUCACAAAAGGCGUCCGGUUUCAGCAUUAGACUACUGACCCGUCAGGACGUGUAUAAGCCGUUACUCAUAGGCAUACUGUUGUGCUUUUUCCAGCAAUUUUCCGGCACUAAUGCCAUACAGUUUUACAUGACCCAG